GGCUGGGGACGGUGGAGCCGAGGCUGAGAUCCCGAAACAGCGUCUUCUGGGCUGAGCUGCCCCCACCCGCGCUCCCCUUCCCUUCCCUUUCUGCCUCGUUCCUCUCCCUCCUUCUGGAUUGUACCGGCUGUUCGUGAAACAGCUUUACACACGGUGGAUUUCCCGGUUCCUUCGCUGGAAGUGCUUACGGACUGAUAUGGCAGACUUUGCUCCCCGACAAAAUUAAAGAAAUCGUGUCUUCAUGGAGGUGAACACUAAGGAUGAUUUGUACGUGAACCUGGAGUGACCUCUGAUCGCCUGCAGAAAGAGAAGGGAGCCAACAUGAAGGAACAUGUGGCAUCCACGUUAAUUUCCAUUUUGCUACUUUUUCUCAACAUCGAUCUUCUGAAAGGACAGUCACCUCCUGGAAAACCAGAGAUCUCUAAAUGUCGCUCUACUGAAAAGGAAACGUUCUCAUGCUGGUGGAAGCCUGGGCCAAAUGGAGGGCUUCCCACCAACUACACGCUGACCUACCACAAGGAAGGAGAUUCACGUACCUAUGAAUGUCCAGACUACAAAACCAGUGGCCCCAACUCCUGUUACUUUAACAAGAAGCACACCUCCAUUUGGACAAUGUACAUCAUCACAGUAAAUGCCACAAACCAGAUGGGAAGCAGCAUCUCGGAUCCACAUUAUGUAGAUGUGACUUAUGUAGUUGAACCAGACCCUCCUGUGAACCUGACUUUGGAAAUAAAAUAUCCAGAAGACCAAAAACCAUAUUUGUGGAUAAAAUGGUUUCCACCCACCCAGGUUGACGUAAGAUCUGGUUGGCUCACACUUCAGUACGAAAUUCGAUUAAAGACCAAGAAAGCAGAUGAGUGGGAGACUCAUUUUGCUGGGCAGCAAAUGCAGUUUAAGAUUUUCAGCUUAUAUCCAGGACAGAAAUACCUUGUCCAGGUUCGCUGCAAGCCUGACCAUGGAUUCUGGAGUGAGUGGGGCCCAGAGAAUUCCAUCGAGAUACCUAGUGAUAUCACCAAUACAGAUACCACCGUGUGGAUCUUUGUGGCUGUUCUUUCUGUUGUCAUCUGUUUGAUUAUGGUCUGGGCAGUGGCUUUGAAGGGCUAUAGCAUGAUGACCUGCAUCCUUCCACCAGUUCCUGGGCCAAAAAUAAAAGGAUUUGAUACUCACCUGCUGGAGAAGGGCAAGUCUGAAGAACUACUGAGUGCCCUGGGAUGCCAAGACUUCCCUUCUGACUGUGAGGACUUGCUGGUGGAGCUUUUGGAAGUUGUUGACAGCGAGAACCAGCAGCUGAUGUCGGCCAAUUCAAAAGAACACUCCGACCAAGGUAUGAUGAAGCCCAAACACCUGGAUCCCUACAGUGACUCUGGCCAGGACAGCUAUACGAGCCCUUCCCUUUUGUCCAGAAAGUAUAAGGAACUCCAGGAAAAUCCAUCUAUAUUCCAUACUCCUGAGGGCAUCAAGAAACGAGAGAAUCCUGAAAUAAAUUGUACCUACACCUGCGACCCUCAGAACACAGGCUUGGAAGACAAAAUCCCCUAUUCCUAUGCCAGUGGACCCAGAUCUUCAACGUGGCCUUCAUCGCAGCUGCCCAGCCAGCACGACCCCAUGUCUUCUUACCACAACAUCGCUGAUGUGUGUAAACUGGCCAUGGGCAUGCCAGGUGCACGGGCCGCUCCUCUGGACAAAACAGAAAAUCAUGCUUUGCGAUCCUUGGAAACCACUGAGACUGGAGGGGAGGAAAAGGCAGCAGAGCAGAGAGAGGGGGAAAGUUUUCAUUCCAAGACUGACCCAGACGCCCCACGGCGGCUGCCCCAGGAGAAAAUCCCCUUUAUCUCUGUGAAACCCUUGGAUUAUGUGGAGAUUCACAAGAUCAGCAAAGAUGGAGCAUUAUCAUUGCUCCCCAAAAAAAAAGAGAACAGCAACCUGACAGAGAAGCCUGGUGCUCCUGCAACCAGUAAGGAGUAUACUAAGGUGGCCAGGGUGAUAGAUAGCAAAAUCCUGGUGUUAGUGCAGGAUGUGAGCACUCAAAACCUGGCUUCGUUUGAAGAACCGGCUGAGGAAGCUCCGCCAUCCUUGCAAGAUAACCAAGGCGAGAAAGACGUGGCCUCCCAUACCGCGGCCCCAAGUAGCUUCGGUCUCCAGCUGGGGUCUGAGUACCUGGACCCCGUGUGCUUAAAGCACUCUUUUCAGUGACAGCUCAAUGAACAGAAUGGUUGUUUAAAAUGUGAUUUUUCUUCAGGUAAUACUACAGUGUCCAUGCCAUGUCCUCUGCUAAAGAAGGCUCGAGAAUGGGGUGAGGAUGGCACAACUAGAACCCACGGUUCACUC
Pteronotus mesoamericanus is the source of this 2328-nucleotide messenger RNA. RefSeq names its product prolactin receptor (gene PRLR). The transcript has 10 exons. The coding region runs from base 322 to 2193 and encodes 623 amino acids. Gene Ontology annotation, biological process: positive regulation of cell population proliferation; cytokine-mediated signaling pathway. Gene Ontology annotation, cellular component: external side of plasma membrane; signaling receptor complex; membrane. The record is from RefSeq and is a predicted model, not a curated record. Gene Ontology annotation, molecular function: prolactin receptor activity; peptide hormone binding; cytokine binding. NCBI's taxonomy places the organism in Eukaryota, Metazoa, Chordata, Mammalia, Chiroptera, Mormoopidae.